AUCGUCGCUGGCACUCCUAACUCAAUCACUGUAGUCUUCCAACUGGCCACAUACGACCAUCCGUCGAGGACACCCCGCGUCCGCUCGCACAUCCUCCGCUCAUUCGUGACGCCAUCCAAACACCCCUCUCUGCCUCUUCUUGUCAGCACCACCGACAUCCGCACACCCAAGGUCACUCAGGUCACCGAUGCUAACGGCGUCGAAGCUGUGUUCUGGACAGAGCCAACAUUGGAACAGUUCCGUAUCUCGGGACGCAUCUCUCUCGUCCCCUCGUCGUCGUAUGCAGGAUCCUAUCCCGAUAUACCGUCACCGGGCCACAGUAUCCUAUUUGACGCUCUGAGACAGGAGAACCUUAAUUGGGAGCAGACCCGUCUCUCCACGUUCAAUCAUCUCAAUGGACGUAUGCGCGCGUCGUGGUGUAGACCUGUACCUGGGACACCUCUGAAGGGCGGAUACGAUGAUGCACUGGAGUGGCCCGAAUCGCUGCCUGCCCUGGGGGAGGCCAAGGACGAGGAAGAGAAGAGGAAUGUGGAGAAGGCGUUGGAGAAUUUCGCAUUGGUGAUAAUCGAACCGCUGGAGGUGGAUUUUGUGGAGUUGGGGACGAGACCGGAGAAGAGGACGAUGUACAGGAGGAACCUUCGAGAGAUGGAGUUCACGGAGACGAUCGUUGUCCCGUGAAAGAGGUGUGUAUUGUAAUUCUCAGUUGUAUCACUAUCGUCCCAGAAGUCAUGGAAAAGAGUCUAUUCGCGACAGGCUUUUUUGUAUAAAUAGAUCUACGAACCACAUACAUACAGCAGGAGUACUUAUCGAUAACUCAGUGAGGAAGGAGAAAAAAUAAGCAAAACAACGCGAAUAACAAGUUCAUAACCAACCGCACCGACCUGGAUGGUAGCGUCGGGCCUAUACCUUGACCUUCUUGGGGGCACUUUCUUCGUCCUCUUCAUCAUCCUCUUCCUCGUCGAACUGUGCACUGCGCUUGGUACCCGCAUUGACUGGUUU
This is a messenger RNA of Pisolithus orientalis, 999 nucleotides long. Its product is annotated as pyridoxamine 5'-phosphate oxidase-domain-containing protein. The transcript has a single exon. The record is from RefSeq and is a predicted model, not a curated record. Lineage: Eukaryota; Fungi; Basidiomycota; Agaricomycetes; Boletales; Pisolithaceae. The annotation marks the transcript as partial. Gene Ontology annotation, molecular function: FMN binding.